GAGAAGACGGACAACGUGAAGUGUGGUCUCAGGUCACGUUUGUGUGUUUGUAGCACUUACCUUACGUCCAUAGCGGCGUACCAUCAGUUUAACCAUAGAUUCUCAAAAUGGAUACAUAUUAUGCAGAACAAACCUGAUAUUACAAAGCAUAGCAAGUUCCUGCACUUCGGUACCGAACCCCGCUACAGCGAGGAUGUUCCCCAGCUUGGCCCACAGACCAUGGCAUGUCUUCUGCAGGGUCUCCUUGCAGCACAGGGCACCCCUGUCACAACGAUCCCCGAGGCUCCCUCACGGUUGGCGGAGUGGAGGGAUACAUAACCUGUGGUUCAGCCUUCCGGACUGCCGUGUUGCUUCUCUAGGGCUGGGCAAGGUGCAUUACUACUCUACCUCAGGCAGCAGUAAAGAUGAUCCUCCAAAAUCAGCAUCACAUGAUGAUCCACCAGCAGAGAAGGUCCUGUCUGAUGCUGCCAUCCCAGUUUUACCAGCACCAGGAAAUAUGUCUGGUUCAACACCUCUGGGACUGACUAAAACUGAGACAAUUCAAGUGAAAGUUCGGGCGGUCCUGAAGAAAAGGGAAUAUGGAGCCAAGUACACUAUCAACAACUUUAUCACAGCAGUCAGAGCCAUGAAUGAGUUCUGCCUCAAGCCAAGUGAUCUGGAACAGCUUCGGAAGAUCCGAAGGCGCAGCCCCCACGACGACACAGAGGCUUUCACUGUCUUCUUGCGUUCAGACGUGGAGGCCAAAGCACUGGAAGUAUGGGGAAGCCAUGAAGCUCUAGCCCGAGAGAGAAAUCUCAGGAAAGAAGUGGAGAGAGAGUACCAAGAGAAUAUAUUUAGGAAUCAACAGUUGUUGAAGGAAUACAAAGACUUUUGGGGAAACACCAAGCCUCGAUCAGGCCCGAGGGCAACUUUCCUAGAAGGGCCGGGGAAGGUGGUCAUGGUCGCUAUUUGCAUCAAUGGGCUGAACUUCUUCUUCAAGCUCCUGGCUUGGGUCUACACUGGAUCAGCAAGCAUGUUCUCAGAGGCCAUCCACUCUCUGGCCGACACCUGCAACCAGGCUCUGCUCGCCCUGGGAAUCAGCCAAUCUGUGCGCAACCCUGAUGCUGGGCACCCGUAUGGCUUCUCAAACAUGCGCUACAUCGCCUCCCUCAUCAGUGGGGUGGGCAUCUUCAUGAUGGGAGCAGGCCUCUCCUGGUACCAUGGCAUUAUGGGAUUGCUACACCCACAGCCCAUGGAAUCUUUGCUCUGGGCUUACUGUAUUUUGGCCGGCUCUCUGGUGUCUGAAGGAGCCACGUUACUAGUAGCCAUCAACGAGAUAAAGAGGAGCGCCCGAAUACAUGAAGUGUCUUUUUAUGAAUAUGUAAUGCAGAGUCGAGACCCCAGUACUAAUGUAGUGCUGCUGGAGGAUGCUGCCGCCGUGAUUGGAGUCAUCAUGGCUGCCAGCUGCAUGGGGCUCACGUCACUCACAGGUAACCCUUACUAUGACAGUUUGGGCUCUCUGGGCGUGGGCACGUUGCUGGGCACCGUCUCAGCCUUCCUCAUCUACACGAACACAGAGGCUCUGCUGGGUCGCUCCAUCCAGCCGGAACGUGUCCAGAAGCUCACGGAGUUCUUGGAGAACGACCCUGCAGUAAGGGCCAUCCACGAUGUGAAGGCCACUGAUCUGGGACUCAGCAAAGUGCGCUUCAAGGCGGAGGUUGACUUUGAUGGCCGAGUGGUGACACGAUCUUAUCUGGAGAAACAAGACAUUGACCAAAUCCUUAAUGAAAUCCAGCAGGUGAAGACCCCGGAGGAUCUGGAGAGCUUCAUGCUGAAACACGGGGAGAACAUCAUUGACACCCUGGGGGUCGAGGUGGACCGCUUGGAGAAAGAACUCAAGCACCGUAACCCGGAGGUCCGUCAUGUAGACUUGGAGAUACUAUAAUUCCCGACGGGUCAUCUGCUGAAGGAACAUCCUGCUGUAACAAGAAGAGGAAAAGGUGAAAGGAUGGCGCAGCCUGCCGCCGCUAUCUGCCUCCAAUCCUGACCACAAAAAAAAAAACCAAACCUCCAUCUCCGCACAGCUCAUCGAGUCUUACUGUAGAAUAGUCCACAGCCAUAAUUGAGGACAGUGAUUGGGAAAUAAUCGUGCUUUCUUUGUGUUGCUUGAAUUUCAGUUUGCCGAGAUUUCAACCUGCCAGAGAUGCCACUUUCAAGGGUUUCUUGCUGAAGACUAAGACCCGUCAUUGGUCCCCUUGAAUUUUAAGAGACAGUCUUAUCUCUGUUGCGGUUCAUAUUGCAUCUAUGACAGUUUAGUCUUCUGGGUGCUUGAUUGAACUCACAUUCCAGCAUUAAUGUGUUUUUUGGAUUUGGUUGAAAACAUGAUGGCUUCAAAAUGAAAUCACAGAACAGGACCAGUAUCAUUUACUAGAUGUGAUGCUUGAACCACAGUGAUAGUGUUUCCUUCUUUUAGUACCAAGGAAACCUCCAGAGCUACAUAUUCAAACAAGAUUUAUUUAACUGACAAUAUUAGACUUAGGUAAAAAUAGAGGAACUGAAGACGGCACAAUGCUGAUGCAGCUUCCUUAAUCAAGACGAUUUGUGAUGAAUAGAUUUUAUUGCAGGGAGAAAAAUACAAAUGAAACAACAUUAUUAAGACUUUUCAUUUGAUUGUUUGUUAGUUUAAGAGUGAACUAAGGUUAUUGAGCAUCCGCCUAUGCAAAAAUACAUAGGAAAACAAUAUAUUCCUGUGAUGUUGAACUAACAAAUGUAUAAAUGAUCCAUUUACUUGACAUGUUGAUCAUUACACAUGGUCAUACUGAACGAGUGAACACGCUAAAACAAAUGACAUUAUAGGCAGUGGCAUCUCUCUCUCACUUCAUUUCUCUCUGCCGGUUUCAAAGAUGCAAACUUUGAUGUUCUCCAAGUUUAGUCACUUUGCCUUUUUGAGGCUUGGCAGCUGAUCAGCAGGCGACUGAUUGUACUGAUCCAAAGAUGACGUGAUGGAGGGAUGGAAACUUCCAGUGUAAAUAAGUCGUCCAUAAUGAUAAAAUGUACCAAACGAUUGGACCAACCCCCUCUCAAACAGGUUUUUAAUCAUUCAGGAUGUCACCCUGUACAGUAUGUAUCAAACCAUCUCCUACUUCUGCUGAAUUAUCUGUGAAACAUACAGUGACCUUUUGCUUUUCAUUCUGCAUUUACUUCAGUCAGUCACAGCCGCAGCACGGGAUACACCUGCCUGCUAAAGCACGUUACUCUGCUUCAGGGGGUCGGUCGGAGCCAUUUCAUCUGUGGGGAGGGUGGAUAUAUAUUUUUUGAAGGUGUGAAUAGUGUAAUAUUUUCCCGCUGGCUGUAACAUGUUGCCACUGCUGAAGGAGUUGGAAUAAAUUUGUAAUAAUUUAUUAAAUUAUUUUGCUUUCC
Molecule: messenger RNA, 3399 nt
Organism: Cottoperca gobio
Lineage: Eukaryota; Metazoa; Chordata; Actinopteri; Perciformes; Bovichtidae
Gene: slc30a9
Product: solute carrier family 30 member 9
Exons: 19
Coding region: 194-1924 (576 amino acids)
Biological process (GO): transmembrane transport; zinc ion transport; intracellular zinc ion homeostasis
Cellular component (GO): endoplasmic reticulum; membrane
Molecular function (GO): monoatomic cation transmembrane transporter activity
Source: RefSeq, a predicted model, not a curated record